This is a messenger RNA of Bombina bombina (fire-bellied toad), 2042 nucleotides long. It is a transcript of the gene HS6ST2, whose product is annotated as heparan sulfate 6-O-sulfotransferase 2. NCBI's taxonomy places the organism in Eukaryota, Metazoa, Chordata, Amphibia, Anura, Bombinatoridae. The transcript is spliced from 4 exons. Gene Ontology annotation, molecular function: heparan sulfate 6-sulfotransferase activity. The record is from RefSeq and is a predicted model, not a curated record. Gene Ontology annotation, cellular component: membrane. Bases 1 to 963 code for a protein of 320 amino acids.
AUGAAUCACGCUUCUCUAUCUGGAAGUCUGAUGGAAGAUUCUGGUCGACAAUAUGGACAGAUUGUCAAUGUAAUCAAGAAACAUUUACCUAUUCUAAGAGGAGACAAUGAUCUCCAUGACCUGGUUAAAAAGGGCUGCUGCUUUGUACCCAAAUGUAAUGGUACAUUGGGCAAUUACCUAUCACCAAGUAUGGUAAAUGCCAAAGAGCCACAUUGCAUUCACUCCCCAUCCUCACUCAACAUGAUGAAUAAAGCCAAUACAGCCCGAAAUUUUUACUACAUUACCAUUCUUCGGGAUCCUGUGUCUCGAUAUCUGAGUGAAUGGAGGCACGUUCAGAGAGGAGCGACCUGGAAAGCGUCCUUACAUGUUUGUGAUGGUAGAUCUCCCACAUCCAAUGAGCUGCCUAGCUGUUACACAGGAGAUGACUGGUCUGGUUGUUCUUUGAAGGAGUUUAUGGAUUGUCCUUACAACUUGGCCAACAACCGUCAAGUGCGUAUGUUGUCAGAUCUCAGUCUAGUUGGAUGUUACAAUCUUUCAGUUAUGCCUGAGGAUCAAAGGAACAAAGUCCUUCUUGAUAGUGCUAAGGAAAACCUUAAGCAAAUGGCUUUCUUUGGGCUAACAGAGUUCCAAAGGAAAACGCAGUAUCUCUUUGAGAAGACUUUCAACAUGCAUUUCAUCUCGCCAUUCACACAGUUCAACAGUACAAGGGCAUCUAGUGUUGAGAUUGAUGAUCAGACACAAAAACGCAUUGAGACUCUAAAUUUUUUAGACAUGGAAUUAUAUGAAUAUGCAAAAGACCUUUUCUUACAAAGAUAUCAGUUUAUGAGACAGAAGGAACAUCAAGAGGCAAGGCGGAAGCGCCAAGAGCAACGCAAAAUUUUCCGCUCUAGGCAUGCUAAUCAUAAAGAGGAAACAGAUAACUCAACUACUGAUUACAUAGGCAAUGUUGAAAAAUGGCGGUAGUAGAUUUUGCAUUUUUAAUUUACUAGGUGGACUGUAUAUGAAAUUUACAGGAAAAAAACAUUAUAGAAGAUGGCAUAAUCCAAAAGAUUUUAACUUCAUCUACAGUAUGAAGCAGAAAACAAUUAUCAGUUGCCUUUGCAGAUGCCUUCACAUUAAAUGUAAUUAGUGUACAUGAGGAAAUGGAAUAUGAAUAUAAUUUGUGAUGUAAAAUUAACACAAAUCUCCUUUUAUAAACUGGCUUCUCAAAGAUAAAUGGGAUUUUAGUUUCUGCUUUGAUAUUGACCAAUCAGAAUGCUACAUUUGGCUCAGUUUAGUUGCAUAUUUCCAGUGGCUAAAGGUUUUUCAUUACGUCAUAUCUAUUGUUUUUACUUAAGAGUUUUACAGAUUAUGCAAUAGUGUGUAUCAUAUUAACGGGUUCGUAUUUACUUCUUCCUAAUUUUUUGAAGCCUCCAGGAAUUUAGAAAAUAUUAUUGUUGUAUAAAGUCUGAUCUUCCUGUGCCCUAUGGUAGUAGACUACAAUCCCUUCAAAGACCUGUAUGUCUUGUAAGAUCAAUUUGGGCCAUAGUUGGUGAUUGUUCAUAUGUGUUGACUUCAUUUACAUGACUAUAUGAAAAUUUGAUACAUCGCUAUGAAAUCAACUUCAGUGUAUCACAAAAACUAUUUUAUUUUUAUUUACUUUUCAUGCAGCACCAGUAUACCUAAAUAUUAGGAUGGGUCUGAAGACAGGAUGUGUAUAUUUCAGAACUUUUGUUACAUAUUUAUCAAAUUGUAAGACCAAAUCAUGAGGCAUUAACUAAUGUGAUAUUUGAAGUUAAUAUAUGACAUUGUAUGUGUGUUUUCCAUUCUAUGUAUAUAUUGCUUAUAAAACUCAUUGAGAAAACAUACUCUGAAUAUAAAUAUCUGUUCUGAGUAUGUUAUAGAUUGUACUGAUCUGAUUCCACAAUUAUUGCAAUAAGAAAAAAAAAUAGACAUGGAGCCUUUAACACUAUUAUGUAACAAUGCUCUUUCUUGCUGAAUUAGAAAGAUCUAUGAUAUGUAUUUAAUUCAUUUUAUGGCUUAUAAAGUUUAUUUGGAUUGCA